ACACACACACACACGGGGAUGUGCAUUGAGUGCAGGAAUCACAAACAUAGCGGGAGGGCGAGCGUGACGCCAGCACCUUUCGUGUUCCGUCUGUGACACACACACACACACACACACUCUCUCUCUCUCGCUCUCACACACACACACACCUCAGAUGCUCACGAGCCAGCAGGGAGGACGCAACCGGACGUGUCAUUCAAACAAGGACUGGAUGUGAAGACGAGGAUUACACGUCUCCAUCCUCUCUUUUCCUCCACUAUAUAGGCUUCACCCCCCCGACCCCCCCACGUCCUUUCAUCCGAGCGCUUUUGAGACAAGCAGGGGGUGGGAUUGUCUCAAUACGUAAAGAAGGAUUAUUCUUGUUUUUUGUCGUCCUCACCCGGGAUUUUCAACGUAUGGAUGCAUGUUGACGAUCGCCUCUUCCAUUUUGGAUUCUUUGGAAAAAAAAAAAAAUCAUAAAAAUAAAAAAAAUGGGGAUGAUUCGGAUGCGUGAGAGGAGGCAGCAGUGAAGCCGCUGCCCGCUGAAAUAUUGAGGCAAAAAAAAAAAAGUCGCCGCCCUUGUGGAGGCUGCGGGUAUGGCAGCUUGCCGCCUCCCGCCGCCGCUGAGGAAGGCGUGCGUCAUGCUGCCCCACGGCCACUCCCCAGGGGGCGCCGAGCUGCCCCCAUCCGUACCCGUUUUCCUCUGCCUGCUGGUGGCGCUGCUCCAGCCGGCUUGUCCCUGCCCCCCGCCCUGUCUCUGCCCCUCGGACAGCCUGCUGGUGGACUGCGGGGGCCGGGGCCUUUCCUCACCGCCCGCCCUGCACUUCCUGCCGGCGGGGAGUCGCUCCCUCCUUCUGGCCAACAACCAACUGGCCACGCUGGGCGCGUCGGACUUUGCUAACCACUCCUCUCUGGAGGAGCUGGAUCUUUCCAACAACUACCUGGACAAUUUGCCGGCCGGAUUAUUCCGCGACAUGAGCAAUCUGAGCAAACUGAGCCUGCGCAACAACUCUCUGACAGGAAUGGACAGAGAUCUCUUUCAGGGUUUGGGGGGUCUCCAGAGUCUCGAUCUUUCACUCAACGGCCUGGCGUCGGUUCCUUUGGGGGUCUUGGACGAGCUCCAUGGUCUCAGGUGGCUGUCCCUGGCCGGUAAUCGUCUUCGCGGCUUGGAGAGGGCGGCGUUCGAGCCCCUCGCCCGCCUGCAGCACCUGGAGCUGGGACACAACCCCUGGGAAUGCGAUUGCAACCUACGGGAGUUCAAACACUGGAUGGAGUGGCUACUGUACCGAGGCGGAAAGGUGGAUGCGGUGGAGUGCACGCUCCCCAAAGACCUGCGGGGGCGAGACAUCCGCGGCGUUCCCGUGGAGAUGUUCAACUACUGCCUCCAGCUGGAAGACGAGAACGGCGGAGGCGGAGCCGACGGAUCCCGAAGAGGUCCUCCCUGCGGCAGGGGCGGCGCCGUCGACCCCAGCGGGGCGCCGUCGAUUUCCGGCGGCGAUGACUCGCCUUCGCGAGGGGGCGGGGCCGGCGGCGGAGACGCCCCGGCCGAUUGCGUGCGCGCUCGCUACCGUCCCGCCAGCGUGCGGCGGGCCAUCGGCACGGUGGUGAUCGCCGGCGUGGUGUGCGGGAUCGUCUGCAUCAUGAUGGUGGUGGCGGCCGCGUACGGUUGCAUCUACGCCUCGCUGAUGGCCAAGUACCAGCGAGAGCUGAAGAAGAGGCAGCCGCUCAUGGGAGACAGCGAGGCGGACGCGGACGAUCGCGAGGAGAAACAGAUCUCGUCGGUGGCGUAGAGGAGACGCCCGUGUGAAGGGGGGGGGGGUCGUUUGGCAAAAAAAAGGGCUCAAAAGAGGAGUUUGAAAAGGAUCAGCAACCAUCGCCACCUUGGACUCUCCAAACGUCACCCAUCCUUUUACGUCCUCCCUCCAUUUCUUUUUCUAGCCCUUCAUCUCGCCUACUAACCACCUACCGAUGCUGAACUUGGCGCCAGAGAGAACGAGCUUUCAUCUCAUCCGCAGAACUCAUCCAAGAGUUUGCCGGUGGAAUUUUCAGGGAGAGUCUUUCGAAUGCGGACCAAAUGCUCACAUGCAAGAUGCGGAGCUCCAGAGGUCGAAUUUCAAGACCCGGGAAACUUGACCCCCACGCCCCCCGUAUCCCAGAGAAAGACUUCGGCGGAGGGAGUCGUCUCAUUCGUCGACGCUUUGCGCGACAGAACAAAAAAACCCAACCCGGGACCAGAUUUCAGAACUUCCCAGCACUUUAUCGCCCGAAUCGGUUACCCGCCAAGGUUCCCCUUUUUCCUCCUCGUCUUUCCAAAACGAUCUUUCCCGGAGGGAUUAGAGCCAACAAGGGAUUUAAAAAAAAAAAAAAAAAAGA
Messenger RNA from Hippocampus zosterae (dwarf seahorse), 2352 nucleotides. RefSeq names its product leucine-rich repeats and transmembrane domains 2a (gene lrtm2a). Gene Ontology annotation, cellular component: plasma membrane. The record is from RefSeq and is a predicted model, not a curated record. Gene Ontology annotation, molecular function: protein binding. The transcript is spliced from 7 exons. NCBI's taxonomy places the organism in Eukaryota, Metazoa, Chordata, Actinopteri, Syngnathiformes, Syngnathidae. The coding region runs from base 576 to 1769 and encodes 397 amino acids.